Molecule: messenger RNA, 459 nt
Organism: Prorocentrum cordatum
Lineage: Eukaryota; Dinophyceae; Prorocentrales; Prorocentraceae
Source: the annotation of a GenBank genome assembly
AUGAGGAGGCCUGAAGGAGUGAGAGACACUACCAAUGAUGCCGCUGCGGACAGGCCUUUCUUCAGGGAGUUCAUAGUCAACCUGCCCGUGCAGAAAGCGCUGGGCUGGCAGCUCCAAUUUGAAAACGACACGAGCCCACUCUCGGUCGCCAAGAUCCGGGCCACGGGCGCGGUGCACGACUGGAACGAGAGGAAUCCGCUGAACGACAUCCAGGUCGGCGACCACAUUGCCAAGGUGAAUAACGUCUUUUGGCACAACAACACAGAGUCGUUCUUGGCCAAGGUCAAUCUCCAGAUGAAGCUCGCGCGCGAGGCCAAGCUGCCAGCCAAGCCGGUCGUCCAGCUGCUCGUGCAGAGGCCGUGGCGCACCUACGCGACCGAGUCCACCGUGUCGACAGAGGACUCCAGCGGGGACGCCGCUGGGGCGAGCGAGGAGGACGACCUGGGGGCCGUGAACUGA